AUGGAGGUUACUCAAUAUCAUCAAAGUUUUAAUGAAGGUUCAAGUUCUAGGGUUUCCAUGAACAAGAACUCACAAGUAAUAUCCAAGAUCAAGCCCAAAAUUCGCAUAAUCCAUAUAUUCGCACCGGAGGUUAUCAAGACCGACGUCAAGAACUUCCGUUCACUUGUCCAGAGUCUAACCGGAAAACCGGCGGCCGGAGAGGCUAAAACCGGUAAAAAGAGAGCCAAACCGAGAAUUCCGACGUCUCAAGAACCGGUUUGCGGAGAUCAUCAGCCGGUUAACAGGCUAUCGGGUUUCACCGGUUUGUUAGCAAACGGAGGAAACAACCAAGUGAAAGAAGAAUGGGGAUCAGGUGAUCAAAGUACUUCGAACACAAACACUUACUUUGAUCUAGAAGGUUUGAUUCAAGAUGUUGGAGAAGAUUACUUCUCUUCGUUUCCCAUAAGAUCUUCUUCUACUUCACAAGUCGAAGGUUUCAUCUUCAACAACAAGAACACCAACAUCGAUACAAAUGGUCAGAAUUCUUCCUAA
Messenger RNA from Arabis nemorensis, 531 nucleotides. The record is from the annotation of a GenBank genome assembly. NCBI's taxonomy places the organism in Eukaryota, Viridiplantae, Streptophyta, Magnoliopsida, Brassicales, Brassicaceae.